AGGUUAGCUUCUUAUUCUGUUUCUCCAUAAGUAAUAAUUUGAUUCUUCACCAGUUACUGAAUUUUAAAUUAAAAUGUCGAACAGUCAUUUAUUCCUUAAAUCUGGAUUUCCACGCGCGCCGCUUCAAAAUGGCAUUGGACGCUAUGUUUGCCAAUUGCAGCGUGUUACAUUAAAGUUCUGUAAGAACAAUGGCUCUAGCCGUGGCAUGAGAGAAUUCAUUGAAAACCAUCUGGUUGACUUUGCCAAAGAAAAUCCCGGUGUAGUGGUUUAUGUUAAACCUCGCCGUCAUCGUGGACCGGUUCUAGUUGGUGAAUAUUUAAAUGGUGAUCGCGAAUGGCUAAACUGCCGCAAUGCCAAUAAAGAUGACAUUUCCAAAUGGCUUCAACUGCUGAAAACGCAGAAUGGUAGUUCAAGUUCAUUGCGUUUACGUAAAAUGUGGCAUACUGAUGUGCCUUCAAUACAAGGUCCAUGGACGCCGUUUACUUUACGAGCACCAGAGGCAAACGUGGCAACCUAUCCCAACGCAGACGCUUCACGACCACUCGAUGUGGAACAAUCGGCGACUGAUAAACUUAUUGAAUUAUUUAAACAACAGCGUCUUGCUGAUAAAAACAAAUCCACAGAUGAAGUGUUGGAAGAAAAACGUGCUGAAUAAUUGUAAUUAAUUAAUAGAACAAAAAAUAUAGUUUAAAGUAUUGAAAAGAAAAUAUGCUAUUGUUAAUCUUUUUUAAACCGGCAAGGAUAUGUAAGAACUGUGCGUGUCAAUGCAACCCCAGAGCAGAUGUUAGGGCUGUGUUGAGAUUCCGCCAGUAAGGCUCGGAACGCACCAGGAUAUUUAUCCGGCUAAGUAUUGUAAAUUCGGCAGCUUUCCUCUAAAAUAUUUCAGAAAUGU
Molecule: messenger RNA, 892 nt
Organism: Bactrocera tryoni
Lineage: Eukaryota; Metazoa; Arthropoda; Insecta; Diptera; Tephritidae
Gene: mRpL43
Product: 39S ribosomal protein L43, mitochondrial
Exons: 3
Coding region: 74-655 (193 amino acids)
Biological process (GO): mitochondrial translation
Cellular component (GO): mitochondrial large ribosomal subunit
Molecular function (GO): structural constituent of ribosome
Source: RefSeq, a predicted model, not a curated record